Molecule: messenger RNA, 1821 nt
Organism: Orussus abietinus
Lineage: Eukaryota; Metazoa; Arthropoda; Insecta; Hymenoptera; Orussidae
Exons: 7
Coding region: 1-1821 (606 amino acids)
Biological process (GO): regulation of DNA-templated transcription
Cellular component (GO): nucleus
Molecular function (GO): DNA-binding transcription factor activity, RNA polymerase II-specific; RNA polymerase II cis-regulatory region sequence-specific DNA binding; ATP binding
Source: RefSeq, a predicted model, not a curated record
AUGACGAACCCCUCGCGAGAUGCCCGCCGAGAGGAUCGGCCUCCCGGCGUAGAUCACGUGGAUCCUAGAUCCACCCGUCAUCACCAGGUGAACCCAGUGGGUCAAAUCGGGGGCUCCAGGAUCAGGAGGACCAGGGCCUCCUCCAGGAGAAUAAUGCACCUGGCCAGCGAGGUCCCUCCCCAGGGAUCUGCCGGCGGCAAUCACCUUUCGGACUGCUCUCUCACCGCGGACCUCUUGGCAGAAAGGACCCUCGAUGGACUCCUGGCUGAGCAUCCUGGAGAAUUGGUCAGGACCGGAUGUCCUCACGUGGUCUGCACCGUCCUGCCGUCCCACUGGAGGUCCAACAAGACGCUGCCCAUGGCUUUCAAGGUGGUGGCCCUGGGCGAGGUCGGCGAUGGUACCCUGGUCACUGUUAGAGCCGGCAACGACGAGAACUGCUGUGCCGAGCUCCGGAACUCGACGGCGCUGAUGAAGAACCAGGUCGCCAAAUUCAACGACCUGAGGUUCGUCGGCAGGAGUGGGCGAGGGAAAAGCUUCACCCUGACGAUCAUGCUGCAGACGACACCCCCGCAGGUGGCGACGCUGUCAAAGGCCAUCAAAGUGACAGUCGAUGGCCCUCGAGAGCCGAGGUCAAAGACAAGACACCAGGCCUUUCAUCCCUUCCACUUCGGACCGAGGCCCUUCCCCUUCGGACACCCCCAGGACCCCCUAGGGUUCAAGCUGUCCGGGUUACAGCACCUGAGCCUGGAGCAAGGUGGGAACCAGGGUUGGGGUGGCCUGCCACGGGGGUCGCUGCCUCCGCAGUGUCUUCCGCCGCCGCCCGGCCACCACUCGCACUCCCAUCCACCCCCAGGUGGGGCCUCGGCCUUCAACCCUUUCCAUCAUGCCAUCGAACAAAGGUCCCCGAGGCUCCCGGUGCCGGCCAUCGAAUCUUCCCGGAACGACCUGGGACCCAUUAGCGUCUCCGUCAGGGACGUCACCCCGACGACGUCCCCUGGGAACGGGCCAGGUUUGCUCACGACAGCGUCAGUGACGGCUCCCACUCCACCUGCUGAGACCACCACGACGACUCCCAGUCCCUCGGGACACCACCCUCCGCACCCCCAUUUUCAAGGACUCCACCUGCUGGGAGCAACAGGGUCCCUAUUCGGCUCGAUAUUCGCCCCCCUGCUUCCUCAGUCUUCCUGGCUGUACAACCCUCUGUACCACACUCAGCAAUACAUCUUGGAGCCUGAAUGGCACGCCCUGGCUCUCAGGAUGGCUCAACAGCGUCUUCAGAGGCCGGAUCAGGCCAGGUUGGAGGAUCUGAGGAAACUGAGAGGAUCCUCUGGCAGCCCCGAAGAGGCGUCGAAGGAAGAGGACGGUCAUCGAGGAGAUGGCCUGCAGGAUGCAGAUAGUCCUGAUGGGAGCAUCGAGGUGGAUGAUGGCGACAGGCCUGAGGAUCAGGACUCCAAGAAGGAUCGCCCCAGGAGCGAGGAGUCCCUGCUGGGAAGGGACUCGCCGCUCAGGAGCGAUCCCGAUGAUGCCAACUCCAGGGAUGACUCCCAGGAAGCUUCGUCCAGGCUCAGGCCUAGCUUGGAGAACCUGAAGGACCAUGAAAUAGGACCUGAACAGGAGCAGCUCAGGCGCAGCGACCUGGCGGUGAAGAUCAGGCUUGAGGGAACCGUCGAUCUCAGCACCAAACGCGAUCAGGAUAAGGAAAAUGUAGGGCAGGAUCUGACGACCCGGAGGAAGGAGGACGAGGACGAGUCGGAAAGGGAAUCCGUCACCCCCAGGAGGGAAAGGACUCCCAAGCCCAGACAAGUCUGGAGACCUUAUUAA